AUGGACAAAGGCCUGGACGAGAUCAUUUCUGAAAAGCGCAGCAAUGGUCCUCGCAACAACAACCGCCGCCGUGGCGUCGGAGACAGGCGUCCUGAUCGCCGUGACAGUCCUCGCGAUGGCGUCAGAAAGACCGCCGCCGCGCACCCGCCCCCAGACGCCGUCGCGAUGAGCCUCAGGCGUAUUGAGGCCAAGGGAACCAGGAUCAAGGUCCAUAAUGUACAUUACGACCUCACCGAGGAGGACCUCGGCGAACUCUUCCGCCGCAUUGGACGCGUCCUCCGGCUGCAGCUGAAGUUUGACCGCGCUGGUCGCUCUGAGGGUAUCGCCUUUGUCACUUACGAGCACCGGGAUGACGCCGACGAGGCCGUUAAACAGUUUGAUGGUGCUAAUGCCAACGGUCAACCUAUCCGCUUAACCCUCCUCCCGAGCCGUAACCCUUUUGACACGGCUGUCAUGCCCAGCCGUCCCCUCGCCGAACGCAUUUCCGCUCCCGGCGGCCGCUACGCCGACGACGAGGCAUCCCGCAGAGGCAUUGACAGAUAUGUUCCCAAUGGUCGCGAGGAUGGCCGUGAGGGUGGCCGCGAUCGCUCCCGAAGCCCCCGCGGCCCUCGCCGUCGCGGCGGUCGCCGUCCUGGCGCACGCCGUGAAGGCGUAGAUAAUGGCGGAGAUGGCCAGGAGGGUGGCCGUGGUGGCCGUGGAAACGCGCGAAUCAAGAAGACCCAGGAUGAGCUCGACGCUGAGAUGGACGAUUAUUUCACCAAAACCGAGGGCGAGGCGACCAACGGUGCCGGUCCUGCCGCGACGGCCGAAGGCACGGCUCCUGCUCCCGGUCCCGGCGACAUUGACAUGAUUGAGUAA
Cordyceps militaris CM01 is the source of this 858-nucleotide messenger RNA. RefSeq names its product RNA binding domain protein. Gene Ontology annotation, molecular function: mRNA binding. Bases 1 to 858 code for a protein of 285 amino acids. Lineage: Eukaryota; Fungi; Ascomycota; Sordariomycetes; Hypocreales; Cordycipitaceae. The transcript has 6 exons. Gene Ontology annotation, cellular component: nucleus. The record is from RefSeq and is a predicted model, not a curated record. Gene Ontology annotation, biological process: mRNA export from nucleus.